Molecule: messenger RNA, 2116 nt
Organism: Macrobrachium nipponense
Lineage: Eukaryota; Metazoa; Arthropoda; Malacostraca; Decapoda; Palaemonidae
Gene: Mcad
Product: medium-chain specific acyl-CoA dehydrogenase, mitochondrial-like
Exons: 10
Coding region: 76-1458 (460 amino acids)
Biological process (GO): medium-chain fatty acid catabolic process
Cellular component (GO): mitochondrion; cytoplasm
Molecular function (GO): medium-chain fatty acyl-CoA dehydrogenase activity; flavin adenine dinucleotide binding
Source: RefSeq, a predicted model, not a curated record
GGCAGAGGUAGUGGCUGGCCCUUCUGGCAUUAAUUUUGACAGACCUUCGAUUUCCUACCGAUUGUUUGCAGUGCAAUGUGGUCGUCGGGUACCUGGCCACUUCCUACUUUAAGUUGCAUGUCAGGGAACCUUGCAACGGCUUCACGUUUUCCCUCAAAGCACCAGCACAUUUUUAUCAACCAACAGUUUAAGUUGCCUCAGAGUGGAACCUUGAUCCGUGCAGCUGCUGCAAGAUGGCGAAGCACUGCUACUGACCCUGCCGUUUCUUCUGAUUCAUACAGUGGUGGAGGUGUUUGUUUUGAUUUAACUCCAGAACAGAAAGAAAUUCAGCUCUUGGCUCGCAAAUUUUGCAGGGAAGAGAUUGUACCAAAAGCUUCUGAAUAUGACAAAACUAUGGAGUACCCAUGGGAGAUUGUCAAGCAGUGCUGGGAGCUAGGUUUGAUGAAUCCACAUAUUCCUACUGAUUGUGGUGGUUUGGGGUUAGGCACUUUUGAAGGUUGCUUGAUUACAGAAGAAAUAGCCUAUGGUUGCACUGGAAUGCAGACUGCUAUAGAAGCAAAUAACCUUGGGCAAAUGCCAGUCAUCAUAGCAGGCAACAAGGAACAGCAAAUGAAGUAUUUGGGAAGGAUGACUGAAGAGCCAUUGAUGUGUGCUUAUGGUGUAACAGAGCCUGGUGCUGGGUCUGAUGUUGCUGGUAUUUGCACCCGAGCUGAAAAGAAAGGAGAGGAAUAUGUCAUUAAUGGUACAAAAAUGUGGAUUACUAAUGGUGCAGUGGCUAACUGGUAUUUCCUGCUUGCAAGAACUAACCCAGAUCCCAAGUGUCCUGCUUCUAAAGCUUUUACAGGAUUUAUUGUUGAUGCGGAUUCCCCUGGCUUGACAAAAGGUCGAAAAGAGAUCAACAUGGGACAACGAUGCUCAAACACAAGUGGCUUUACACUGGAGGAUGUUGUUGUGCCGAAAGAAAAUGUGCUGAUGGGUGAAGGAGCUGGUUUCAAAAUUGCCAUGGGAGCUUUCGAUCGUACUCGUCCGCCUGUUGCUGCUAGUGCUGUUGGUCUAUCUCAGAGGGCUUUAGAUGAAGCUACUAAAUAUGCUCUAGAGAGGAAAACAUUUGGUACUCAAAUUGUCAACCACCAGGCUGUUUCUUUCAUCUUGGCUGAAAUGGCCAUGGAGACUGAGUUGGGCCGAUUAGCAUGGAUGAAAGCUGCUUGGGAAGUAGACCAGGGUCGACGUAAUACAUAUUAUGCUUCCAUUGCCAAGGGAUUUGCUGGAGAUGCUGCAAAUAGGGCUGCCACUAAUGCUGUGCAGGUAUUUGGAGGUAAUGGAUUCAAUACCGAAUAUCCAGUGGAGAAGCUGAUGCGUGAUGCCAAGAUUUUCCAAAUCUAUGAAGGAACAGCUCAAGUUCAGCGACUUAUCAUUGCUCGUGAACAUCUUGCCCGAGCCAAGAUGGGCCUUUUAUAAUGUAAAUGAGGUUUCCUGUCAUGAAAAAUUUUGUCAUGGGUAAUGGGUACCAGAUAUAUUAUGUCAAUUAAUGUAAAUAAGAUAGAAUAUAUAUGAAAUAAGUUAGUUCCUAAAAACUUUUUUUAUUCAAUCUAAUAAUUACAAGAAGGAAACAUGGCUGUAAAGACAAAUCAGGACCAUUCCUAAAUUAGCAGGUUGCAAUUUGUGAUGAAUAUACUAUGGCCAGCUAGAAAAAUUAUUUUGUUAGGCAGACCUUUCGUCGUGCAUGUGUCCUUUCAUGGAUUAGAAUAUAAAAUUUAAGGAUAAAGUCAUAUAUUUAAUGUCUAAAACUACAAAACUAAUUGAAGGUAUCUGUUUGUCUAGAUGGGGCGUUUUCCAUUUUUUGGAACACCACUUUUGCUUUUAAUACAUGUAUAUUAUUGAUAAAUCACUGUGUACCUACUUGUGAAUAAGUUAGUAGUUACCAUAAAUACUAGGCCCAUUACUUUAAAAAAUACUGUGUAUUAUAUAAAAAUAAUUACCAUGAACACCAGGCCCACUACUUAAAAAAAUGCUGGGGUAAUACAUAUAUAAAAAUUUCUGAAAAUAUAGAUAAAGUUGUAAAAAAAUGCUGGAGUGUUACAUAUAUAAAAAUUUCUGAAAAUAUAAGUAAAGUUGU